Messenger RNA from Zalophus californianus (California sea lion), 2262 nucleotides. RefSeq names its product zinc finger protein 233 (gene ZNF233). Bases 148 to 2262 code for a protein of 704 amino acids. The record is from RefSeq and is a predicted model, not a curated record. Gene Ontology annotation, molecular function: DNA-binding transcription factor activity; RNA polymerase II cis-regulatory region sequence-specific DNA binding. Gene Ontology annotation, biological process: regulation of transcription by RNA polymerase II. The transcript is spliced from 5 exons. Lineage: Eukaryota; Metazoa; Chordata; Mammalia; Carnivora; Otariidae.
UUCCGGCUGAGGAAGGAGCCCUAUGCGGGGCUCGAUCCUAGGACCCUAAGAUCAUGACCUGGGCUGAAGGCAGAAGCUGAACCAACUGAGCCACCCAGGCGCCCCUCUACUCGAGUACUUCUGUCUGAAGUAGGAAGAGCCACGAACAUGAGUGGAUGCCGCAUAUUGGACGCUUAUUUGUUUCUGCCUUCCCAGGACUCUGCCCUCUCCCAGAAGCACCAGGAGAAAAUGACCAAGUUUCAGGCUGUGACGUUCAAGGACGUGGUGGUGGUCUUCACCAGAGAGGAGCUGGGGCUGCUGGAUUCCACCCAGAGGAAGCUGUACCGGGACGUGAUGCUGGAGAAUUUCAGGAACCUGCUCUCUGUGGGAUAUGAACCCUUCAGAUUAGAUACGACAUUACUGUUGGGGAGAGAAGAGAAGCUUUGGAUGAUGGAGACACAAACCCCAGGGGAUGGGCGUUCAGGCCUCAGGAAUCAAAACGAGAUAGAGACUUUUCAAAAAGUAGGAUUAAGAUACCUUUUACAUGAAGAUGUUAUAUGCUGGCAGGUAUGGGAACAAUUUACAAGUAAAUUAACCAGAAAUCAAGACUCAAUGAUAAAUAUGCAAAGCAAGAAGUCCAGCUUGCCAAAACGAGGUAACUCCUCCUGUCAGAUAUGGGCAGGAGAAUCUCCUCAGGUUUCUGAAGAUGAAAACCAUGUAAUAAAGCUUCAAGGGGAGAGUUCCAAUAAUAUCAGAAGUGAAGAGUUUCCAAUUAAGACCACUGGAGAUUUCUGGAAGAAAAUCUAUCUGAGAGAGUCACACAGUUAUCAGAGUAGGUGUCAGCAAGUUGACGUAAAAAAUAGACCAUGUAAGUGUGACCAUUGUGUUAUGACAAGGAUCUCACAUCAUUGUGAGGAUCAGGAAGUACACAAAAGCAAGAAGGCUUAUAGCCACAAUAAUUGUGGAAAAGACUUCAUGAGGAAAUCGUGCCAACAUAGUGUAACCCACUCAAGAGAGAAGCACCUCAUAUAUAAUGAGUGUGGGGAGGACAUUGGUGAGAGCUCAGUGUUUUGCAUUUGCCAGAGUAUUCAUGCAGGGGAGAAAUGUGGUAGGAAUGAUAAGUGUAAUGGGGACUUCAGUCAGAGCUCAGACCUGCAAAAUCAUCAGGGAGUCAACAAAGGAGAAAAGCCCUACAAAUGUCAGGUAUGUGCUAAGAGCUUCAAUCAGAACUCCUGUCUUCCCACCCAUGAGCCCCUCCAACCAGGAGGGGAUCUGUAUAGGUGUGGCAUGUAUGGGAAGAGCUCCAGUCAUAGCCUAGAUCUCAACAUUCGCUGUAUAGACGACACUGGAGAGAAAUCCUCUAAAUGUGAGAUGUGUGAUAAAGGCUUCAAUCAGACAUCACAACUUCAAGCCCGUCAGAGGGCCCACCCUAGAGAUAAAACCUACAAAUGGGAGGCAUGUGACAGGCUAGUUAAUCAGAAUCCUGGUCCUCAUCAGAGCGUUCACACUGGAGAGAAACCAUAUAAAUGUGAGGUAUGUGGGAAGGACUUCAGUAAGGCCUCAAAUCUUCAAGCCCAUCAGAGAAUCCACACUGGAGAGAAGCCAUAUAAAUGUGAUGUGUGUGAUAAGAACUUCAGCCGGAAUUCCCAUCUUCAGGCCCAUCAGCGAGUCCACACAGGAGACAAACCAUACAAGUGUGACACAUGUGGUAAGUACUUCACUCAGGUUUCACAUCUUCAGGUCCAUCAGAGAGUCCACACAGGAGAGAAGCCAUACAAAUGUGAGACAUGUGGUAAGGGCUUUUGUCAGAGUUCACAUCUUCAAGACCACCAGAGAGUCCACACUGGAGAGAAACCCUACAAGUGUGAUAUGUGUGGGAAGGGUUUCAGUUGGAACUCCCAUCUUCAAGCCCAUCAGAGAGUCCAUACUGGGGAGAAACCCUACAAAUGUGAAGAAUGUGGGAAAGGCUUCAUCUGGAACUCAUAUCUUCAUGUUCAUCAGAGGAUCCACACAGGAGAGAAACCCUAUAAAUGUGGCAUGUGUGGUAAGAGCUUCAAUCAGACCUCACAUCUUCAAGCCCAUUGGAGAGUCCAUACGGGAGAUAAACCCUACAAAUGUUUUGACUGUGGUAAGGGCUUUAGUAAAAGUUCACGUCUGCAAGUUCAUCAGAGAGUCCAUAGUGGUGAUAAAUCCAAUACACAUGAUGAGUGUGAUAAAAGUGUUCUUCAGAAUGUAGACUGCUCAUUUUCAUCAGAAAAUCCACACAGCAGAGAAUAUUUAUAA